UUUUUCAAAACGGUUUUUAACAGAACAAAUAAAUAAUAAGACGAAAUCUAUGAUAUUCAAGGUUUUGAAUUUCUUUUACUGUAAGAAACUACUUGAGAUUAUUUAUCAUCACAUAAGUUUAAAAAGUGCGUAUCUAAUCACAAUUUUACAACGCUCGUAUCAUCAUACGAAAAUAAAGAUAAGUUCGAAAAAGUCUGACAUAGUGAUGACUUCAAAUAUUUUAAAAUAAAUCAUAUUCAUCCAUAUUUUAUUCAUAAAUAUUUUAUUAAUUAUGAAAUGCAUUUUCCAUUUGGAAAAUGAUUUAUCACUGAAAUUAAGUGUUUGAUGUAACACCGCAAUGGGCUAUCCCGUUUCAUUUUUAAAAAUUGACACAUCAAAUGACAUCGGUGCCUGUCUAAGACUUUGGCGGACGCGCUCAAAAUAACUGGUGCGCGCACACUCCGGCUCUCUCGCAUUGAGCAAAAAGCAUUGCCGAGCAUCGCGUGGGGCUUCAAGAGCGAAACAUAAAACAAGUUUCAUCAAAUCGUUUACAGCUCCUAAGUUCAAGAUGUCAAAGAGGCGAAACGAUACCAUGAUUGAUCGGACGGAAGCUCCAAAAAAAGCAUGGAAAGGCUACUCUUCUUCGUACGAUCUGGAAUUCGCCAUAAGGGCCGUCGCUCAAGAUUUGGACGUUUCGGUAACUUUUGAAAAUUUGCACACUGCGAUUGAGGAGAUGGCGCAAAGAAACUAUCAAGAAGCAGAGCAUUUUCUGCGCGUUGUUGUGCCAAAAUUGGAGGAGCUUGCGAAAGAGGUAGACUUUCCAGAUCAGCCGUAUUUGUUCGCUGGGACCGAGUCGACUGUCGAGCUGACCAAGGAACAAAUCGCACGUAUUCUCGCUUCUGCAUUCUUCUGCACAUUUCCUCCCAACUAUGACUUUGAGGAAUUUUCGUUCAAGAGACUUUACACCUUGUGCAACAAUUCAGAUUCGAAAGUGUCGAAAUUGCAAUGCAUUUUCCAGUACUUCAAAGCUGUCACUUCAGACGAUUUCCAAGCAAAAAAGUAUGAAAAGGUAACUUUCCAUAGAAUCUGUGAGACAAGCGCCAUUGGUUGGAAGAAUUCAAACAAAUAUUUGACAAAAUUCGAAAAGAACGACGCAUCGAGCAUGUUCGACUGCCCUUCAGACGAGGCGCAGGUGGACUUUGCAAACAAGCACAUUGGCGGUGGAAUUUUGGGAAGAGGCUGCGUUCAGGAGGAAAUAAAAUUCGCCCUUUGCCCCGAACUCAUCGUCUCGCGGCUCUUCUGCCAACCUUUGAAGAACAACGAGGCCCUGAUAAUGACCGGGGCCACUCCUUACUCGAAAGGCGUUGGCUAUGGAAGGCAAUUCAAAUACGCAGGACCGGCCGAUACAUAUUACAAUUCGUCUAAAACAGUGAUUGCGAUCGAUGCUCUCAACUUUUCGGGCCGGAACUCUCCAGACAAUCAGUACAAGAAGGAUUCAAUUGACAGGGAACUCCUGAAAGCCUACGCUGGCUUCUCACGGUGCCCCCUGCAGAAAAUUGCUACCGGAAAUUGGGGCGGCGGUGCAUUCAAAGGUGACGCUGAAUUGAAAAUGAUAAUUCAGUGGCUAGCAGCGUCCAUGGCAGCAAAGGAGCUUGUGUAUUAUUGCUACAACGAUAGGAGUUUAAAAGAAUUGUUUGACAAGACGGUGCACACUUACAGAGGCAAAACAAUUGGAGAGGCGUACAAAUUGAUGAUGACAAAGCAUUGUACCAAUUAUAAAAACAAAAUUCCCUCCAUCUUGAGUUUUUGCUUUGCAGUGUUUCCGUUCCUUGCAACCAUAUUCUUAGCGUUUCAAAACUAUAUCUCUCUGGGGGGAGAAACAGUUCAGAAGUUUUUCAGGGGAACCUGGCUAGGAGGCACAGUUUCGUUCUUGUGCAAAUGUUUCUGGGUUCUAAUUAGACGUCUUUUUGCUAGCCCUGUUCGGAGAGUGAUCCGUUAUUUUGGUGACACAAGAACUUUGCUUAGCGCAUAUGAAUUUGUGGAUAAUAUUGAUAUGUCUUAGUGAUUUUCAAAGUCUAUGUACAUGCAUUAAUAAAAUUAAAUGAAUUAAUUGAUAUGUUUUUCUUCAAUAAAGUACACAAGUAUGAAUACAUACAAAUUAAGUUUUCAAUAUAAGAAAUAUCCAAAUUUUCAA
Molecule: messenger RNA, 2173 nt
Organism: Neocloeon triangulifer
Lineage: Eukaryota; Metazoa; Arthropoda; Insecta; Ephemeroptera; Baetidae
Product: poly(ADP-ribose) glycohydrolase-like
Exons: 11
Coding region: 548-2041 (497 amino acids)
Biological process (GO): carbohydrate metabolic process; regulation of DNA repair; nucleotide-sugar metabolic process
Cellular component (GO): nucleus; cytoplasm
Molecular function (GO): poly(ADP-ribose) glycohydrolase activity
Source: RefSeq, a predicted model, not a curated record